This is a messenger RNA of Pogoniulus pusillus (Red-fronted tinkerbird), 1285 nucleotides long. RefSeq names its product chromosome Z C18orf32 homolog (gene CZH18orf32). Lineage: Eukaryota; Metazoa; Chordata; Aves; Piciformes; Lybiidae. Gene Ontology annotation, biological process: positive regulation of canonical NF-kappaB signal transduction. The record is from RefSeq and is a predicted model, not a curated record. Bases 245 to 547 code for a protein of 100 amino acids. The transcript has 3 exons.
CAUUUCCUGGGCGGCGGCGGCGGCGGCGGGGAAGGGCAGUCGCUGGCGGUAGUGGCCGUGGGUCGUUGCCUGGUGAGGUGAGUGCGAGGUUAGGCAGGCUUUGACGGGCUUCGGACUGAUCCCCGAGUGUCCCUUCGUGGGCUGCGGCUUCUCUGGCCCGGCCUCGCCUUCCCGACAGCGGCUCCGUCAACUGGGAAACCAUAGGGAGACCCCCAAGAGCUUUGACACAGAGCAAGAAGAAGCCAUGGUGUGCAUUCCUUGUAUUGUCAUUCCAGUUCUCCUCUGGGUCUACAAAAAGUUCCUUGAACCUUAUAUUUACCCUGUGAUUGCCCCUUUCAUUAAGCGUGUCUGGCCCAAGAAAGCUGUGGAAGAAACAACAGCCAUGAAACAAGGUCAAGGAGGCAGCGCUGGAGAUCCACAGAUACUUCCAACCAGGAAAAGAUAUCAGGAGAGUGAACCUGAAAUUUACACAUUUGAAAGCAAUGGUGUUGCAAAUGGAGUUGCUGCAAAGACAUCCACAGACACUUCUGAGAAGAAAUCGGAUUAAAGGAGCACGUUUGGCAGGAUUUUAUUCCCUUGUGUCCAAAAGGAACUGGUGAUGUUGCUGUGACUUCCAAGACCUUCUUUCUUUGCACGUUUUAGCUGACUAAAACCCCUUAUUGCUGACAGAAGAGGGCCUAUGUUGCCACUAAGAUGGCAGCCAGCACAUUUCUUAAUUUAAAAUGUCUGAAAACUGCAGUUUUUGUGUUUUCUUUCCCUCAUCUCUCAUCUGUUUGGUGUGACUAGUGUAUAGGUUAAGUAAUUUAAGAAAUAAACCUAGCUGUGGAAGGUAAAUGUUAUCUUAGUUUCACUAACUGCUAGUGCAGUACUUGAGGCUUUCAGCUCCAAAACUACAGCUGUGCCUGACCUUGCUGAAGAGCUUUGAAUGGCAUUGUGGCAACCUAAGUGUAAAACCUUGAAGACUUCAGCUUUUUUGGUGUCAAAUCUGUGAGUGAGCUAAAGGAGAUAAAGCUACAUGCAGAACUUACUUAACUUCCUCCAAACAAAAUGUCUUGAUUUGGUAAUUCCAUUAAUUAUGUUCCUUCAGACAUUGUGCCUUUCAUUCCUGAAGUGGAGCAGCUGGGGGCAUGAUGUGAGAGGUUAAUGAGCGAUGAUUCACUGUUGCUUUCUGUACUGUUUGGUGGUUUCAAAUGUCUUCUGAAGAGAAAAAAAGUCCAACUAAAGUCUCUUUAAUGUGCUUAUGGAAUUUGAACUGUAAAUAAAACCCCUGCUUUAUUAUAAAAAA